Pectinophora gossypiella (pink bollworm) is the source of this 1437-nucleotide messenger RNA. RefSeq names its product ninjurin-A-like (gene NijA). Bases 230 to 1123 code for a protein of 297 amino acids. NCBI's taxonomy places the organism in Eukaryota, Metazoa, Arthropoda, Insecta, Lepidoptera, Gelechiidae. The record is from RefSeq and is a predicted model, not a curated record. Gene Ontology annotation, cellular component: membrane. The transcript has 7 exons. Gene Ontology annotation, biological process: cell adhesion; tissue regeneration.
CACGACUGGACAUACACGCACAGUCCGCCUUUUUUAAAAAGUUUUUUAAAUUAUUUAUCGAUCGGUGUGCGUUCUUUUUUAAACACCUGAGUUUAAAAUAAAAAUAAAGCUGUGAAAACUUUUUAAAAUAAACUCUACUAAAGUUACAAAAACUUUUUUUGUUACCGGAAGUGAAAAAUAUACUUUUAUUAGGUUUUUUUAAGUGCAACUUCUAUAAUAAAUAUUUACAAUGGAGCCUGUAGCCAAUCAGGGGUCAAAGCCCGUAGAUUUGAACGAUGUAGAGAUGAUUGGAAGUCCAAAUCAUGCAAAACCUACUGGGCCUGACGUACACAUGAUUGCGAAUGAGAAGAAUCAUAGCAUAGAAACGUUCAACGACAAGUCAGGCGUGGACGAGGUGGAGACAGUCCCUACACAGCCUCUUCUGGAACCUGAUAAAGAACCACAAAAGCCACCACUUGCUGGUCCAGAGAGUGACGACUUGGAAGGAGACGAGAAGGCGGGUGACAACAAGACCCUGAUAUCCGGCAUCGAUGACGGACUCCUGGACCCAGAGAAGAAGCCUGAUGGAAUCCAUGGAGGCAACCCGGAUGACCCAGAGAAGGAGCUGGUUGGCGACGGCGCCACCACCGAGGACGGUAAAUGGUGGCAGCAUGUGGACGAACUAGACUACCCUACUUUCGAUGGCACAAAUGGCAUAUCGUCACGGGCACACUUCGACGAUCGACCGCAAUCACCGAUGAUUGGGUCAAUCCCCGACGUGAACACGUACCAGCAGAAGAAGAACUUGGCUCAAGGGAUGAUGGACCUGGCGCUACUCUCAGCCAACGCCAACCAGCUGCGAUACGUACUCGAGUCUUCAGCGUCGCAUCCAUACUACUACUCCAGUCUUACCUUCAUUUCUCUUAGUAUAAUUCUACAGAUCGGCGUGGGCAUAGGCCUAAUAAUGAACAGCCGCUACAAUGUCAAGGACGAAAAGGACAUCUGCAAAGCAGACAAGAUUAACAACAUGACUGUCUUGGGCGUCUUCCUCAUCACAAUCACCAAUGUUUUCAUCACCUCCUUCAGUGUAGCCACACCUAAUUCUACAACAACUGCUGUACAGACUACGGACGGGUCGGGAUAGUCACAAGUUUAAAAAACCAAUGGAUAAAUCUUAUUUAGCGUCUGGUAAAUGAAAAAAGAAAAAAAAAAGCUUUUUAUUUUACUUUAUGUUGUCUAGCCAGAUUUUUAUUUAAAUAAAAUUAAAAUCUAUUUUGUUUACCAGACUCAAUUAAUAUUUAUUGUUUUAAGCAUAAUAUUAUGAUAGGUAGUGUUAAAUUAGUAUAAUUCGUGUCGAAAGCCAACUUUACUGACCGGAAGUGGACUAAAGCAACACGGGCUUCCGGCGGAUUCGAAGGAAGUAGUCAUUGUCAAGAUAAUGCAAGAAUUUAUAAUUUA